Molecule: messenger RNA, 696 nt
Organism: Monoraphidium neglectum
Lineage: Eukaryota; Viridiplantae; Chlorophyta; Chlorophyceae; Sphaeropleales; Selenastraceae
Product: sucrose-phosphate synthase
Exons: 6
Coding region: 1-696 (231 amino acids)
Source: RefSeq, a predicted model, not a curated record
AUGGCGCACGUCACCGCCACCAUGGCGGCCCUGGCCGCGGCCGGGGAGACGUGCGAGCUCUACGACAUCCACGGCCACUACGCGGACGCGGGCGAGGCGGCCGCCCUCAUGAGCUUCACCCUGGGGUCAGACAUGGUGCUGACGGGGCACAGCCUGGGCCGCAACAAGCUGGACCACCUGCUCAAGAGCCGCACCAUGGCGCGCCGCGAGAUCGAGGCGGUGUACGCCAUGUCGCGCCGCAUCGAGGGUGAGGAGCGCGCCAUUGACGCGGCCCUCAUGGUGUUCACCUCCACCCACCAGGAGGUCAAGGACCAGUGGGGCCUCUAUGACGGGUAUGACCCGGCGCUGGAGCGCAUCCUGCGGGCGCGGCCCCGCCGCGGCCGCCACUUCCCCGUGAUGAACGUCAUCCCCCCAGGCCUGGACUUCUCAAACCUCAAGGUGGCUUGCCCCCCUGACCCUUGGGAGCAGCUCGCCGCCGCCCAGCAGCAGCAGGCCCUCGCCGCCAGCGGCAGCUUCAGCAGCCUCUCCAUCGCCGCCAGCCCCCGCGCGCCGCGCAGCCGCCGCACCAGCAUGCUGAGCGCCGGCGGGUCCGUGGGUGCCCUGGCCGCGGUGGCGGAGGGGUCGAGCAGCUUCUCGGCGGCUGCAGGGCAGGACGAGUUCGCGACGACGCCGGGUGAGUCGCGCCCCAAGGCUUAA